Thecamonas trahens ATCC 50062 is the source of this 1866-nucleotide messenger RNA. RefSeq lists its product as uncharacterized. Lineage: Eukaryota; Apusomonadida; Apusomonadidae. Bases 1 to 1866 code for a protein of 621 amino acids. The transcript is spliced from 2 exons. The record is from RefSeq and is a predicted model, not a curated record.
AUGCAUGCACGUCGCGGAGUGGUGGACAGUGCUGUGGCGGUCGUCCUUCUCUUCGCCCUCGCCCUCGCCCUCGUGGCCCCGCCGCUGCCUGUCUCGGCGUCGCGGGCGUUUCCGGCUGGCCAAGACGGGCAGGACGGACAUGUUGGCCAAGACGCACAGGACGGACAUGAGCUGGUCGUUGCCACGACAGUGGUGGCAAGCUCGUCGUUGACUGCGUAUGUGGCGCCCGAUGGGUCAGACUCGCCGUCGUGUGGGCCGCCGUCGCUGCCGUGCGCAAGCAUCGGAUACGCGUUCAACAUCUCGCGCGAGGGCCUUCCCACGGCGUCCGGUCUGACGCUGAGUCUGGCGCCCGGCGUGUAUGAGGGCGGCGACAACUGUGGGUUGGCACCGUCUCUGGCGCAGCUGGCCUCGCUUCGCCGACUCACCAUCGAGUGCAGCGGCGGAAGUCGUGCCGGCGCGAGCUGCGCCCGCAUAUCCUGCCCGCACGCCCCGUUCUUCCUCUGGCUGACCAAUUGUCUCGAGACAACGUACCUGCUCGAGGUGACGCUUGCGGCCCUCACGAUCUCACAUGGCGGUUUGGCGCUGGCACCGGCCGCCCGUGCCGAUGUCGGCGGCGUCUUUAUCGACUGGCCGUCGCAGCUCACCGCCGAUGACAUCAAGUUUGAGGGCAACGUGGGUCGUCUCGCUGGUGGCCUGUGGCUGGGUUCGGGUGCCGGUCCGCAUACGCUUUCUCGCGUCACGUUUGUGGACAACGCGGCGACAGAGAGUCUGGUUCCUGGGUUUGAGGCUGGCGGCGCCGAACUGAUAUCGGGCGGCGGCGGGCUCCGUGUCGAGCCGGCGUCGCACUCCCGCCGAGUGGUGUUUCAGCUCACAGCCUCGACCUUUACCAACAACACCGCCGGGACCGGUGGCGGCCUCGGCCUACUCGGCCUCGCCAACAUGUUUGUGGCCGACACAGUCUUUACCGCAAACACUGCAGCAUUUGGUGGUGGGCUCUACACCCGUAACAUGUACGCCCACCGCAGCUCGGGUGCUGCGCUGGUCAACUCGACCUUUGCCGGCAACUCGGCGUUGAUCGGUGGUGGGCUGGCCGUUAUGGGCGGUUCCGGCCAGGCCAACGAGUGCCGCCUCGUCCGCAACGAGGCUAGUGUCUACGGCGGUGCCCUUUAUCUCGCGUACUCGGGCACGCUCAACAUGACUGCCGCGGUAGUGACGGGCAACUCUGCCGGCAAACGUGGAGGCGGCGUCUUUGCAGUCUACUCGGAAGGCCUGGUCCUCUUCUCGAGCACGGUCGAGGCCAACAAGGUGGCGAGUCGCAGCUCCAGCUUUGACACCCGCGGCUCGGCCGGCUACCUGGCGCAUGUCGACGGCAUGGCGGCAUUUCCGGGCACGCUCCUGGCAGGCGACGACGCGCUAUUCUGCGACCAUGCGACGUCCAAGUCCGGCUGUGUACCCUGCCACGCCGAUGCGUGCGCUGUGUGCUUCGCCCGUGACACCGGAUGCGUAGCGAGUAGCGGGGCAGGGCGCGGGCCGGUGGUGUGCGCCACGCUCUCGCCAAGCGCGUUUGCGGACAACGCGGUGACCGGCGAGCCCGGCUCGCUGCAAGCGUGCUCGUGUGCCGACACCGACUCUGCGUGCUCGGGUGCAGGAGCGUGCUGGUGGGACUUUGGUGAUGACGGCUACUGCAUGUGCACAGACUCGCGGACGGGAGCGACGUGCUCGCUGCCACGCAAGCUCAUCCUGAUCUUCUCAGCCGUGCUGGUGGGAGUCGUCGCCGCAGCGGCGCUCGCUCUCUGCACCAUGCACGGCCGGCUGGUGUGGCACGGCCGGCGGCAGCGGCGGAGCCACGAGCUGCUCGUCAACUGA